UUACACGCUUGUCCUGACGUCAUCAAGAGGAACCGGUAGUCGCGUGCGUUUGUGUGUCUAUGUUUAACUGACUGGAAGAGAUCUAAGCACGCGACGGAAGGUCUACAGGUUACUCAGUUAUGGCGCAGAAGGUGUUAUAUCCAAUAUACCAGCUUGGGAAUCCCCAGCUGCGAAUAUUUAGAACCAAUUUCUUCAUGACCUUAGUAAGACCUGGAAAGGAGCAGCCACCAGAUACUGUGCAGUUUAGAAUCCCAUUGGAAAUGACAAAAUGUGAUGUGAAGAACUACCUUGAGAAGAUAUACAAUGUUCCCGUGGGACCAGUGAGAACUAGAAUCCAGUAUGGUACAAAUAAAAAAAGAAAUCAUUUGAAUCAGAGAGUGAAGCGUCCCGAUUACAAAGUGGCUUAUGUUCAGCUGGCACAACAACAGACAUUUCUCUUCCCAAAUGUAUUUCCUAAAAAAGAUGUGGCACAUGAGCCAGGCUCAAUGGAUGAAAUCCAGGACAAGUUCUUGGAAGAUGAACGACAGAGACAGAAACCAGACCCUAGACGGGGAGGCAUCACAGAUUGGUUUGGUUUUUAAUAAAGUGAUUGUCUUUGUAGUAGUAAGUAUAUAUUGAUUUUAUGCACAGGACAAUGCAAAAAUAUUUUGUGCUUUAAAGAACUUCCUCCUUAAAAAAUAUUGUCAGUGGUAGCAAUACCACUUAGGAUUAAUGUGAAUUUAAUUUAAAUCAGCUACAGAUAUGAAGAUAUAACUGUAAAUGUACAUAAAACUUAUGUACGUUGGCACUUUUUCCAAAAUGAGGCAUUUUUUCUGUAGUAUAA
Messenger RNA from Erpetoichthys calabaricus (reedfish), 823 nucleotides. It is a transcript of the gene mrpl23, whose product is annotated as mitochondrial ribosomal protein L23. The record is from RefSeq and is a predicted model, not a curated record. The coding region runs from base 120 to 581 and encodes 153 amino acids. Gene Ontology annotation, cellular component: mitochondrial large ribosomal subunit; ribosome. Gene Ontology annotation, biological process: mitochondrial translation. The transcript is spliced from 5 exons. Gene Ontology annotation, molecular function: structural constituent of ribosome. NCBI's taxonomy places the organism in Eukaryota, Metazoa, Chordata, Cladistia, Polypteriformes, Polypteridae.